This is a messenger RNA of Oncorhynchus gorbuscha (pink salmon), 2463 nucleotides long. Its product is annotated as transmembrane protein 74B-like. Bases 239 to 994 code for a protein of 251 amino acids. NCBI's taxonomy places the organism in Eukaryota, Metazoa, Chordata, Actinopteri, Salmoniformes, Salmonidae. The transcript has 2 exons. The record is from RefSeq and is a predicted model, not a curated record.
AUGUCAUUACUGUCAGCUCCACAACCCGCUGAAGCGAUGCGCUCCCUUUCAACCACCAAUUUCAUGGCACCGUUUGUUUGCGCAUGGCCAGUUGCUCUCUAUGUCUUUCGGUUCCCCUCGAAACAACCGGAAUCUUUGCACUACAACAUCUUAUCACUGGAGCGUCAACGCUUGGGGGUAUUUGGCAAAAUAAGGAAGGGUGGCCAAAUCAUGACCUGAGCAGAUCGACUGAAUUUCGAUGGAGUCUUUGAAUGCCGUAGAGCUCUGUGAAUUGGGUGAUGGCGACAAGCCCGCUGCCUGCGAGGUCACUACAACUCCGCGAAAAGCUACCCAGUCAAGACCUCAGACAGUAGCUAGCACUGGAAUCGAGAACACGUCAUAUCAGGACGAGGAGCACGAGACGAGGUUCAGUCCCCAGGGAGCAGACAGCUUGAGUGUUCAUCUGUCCACGUCUAAUGACAGGGGCUAUCAGUCACAACCCAGGCCAUUCCAGCGAGAUGAGCUGUCACACCGCUCUGAGGCAGGACAUGAGACUGACUUUAAAAACCAUUCACUCGACUAUGGGUUCCUAUUUGCCAUGGUGUUCUUGGUGAGUGGAAUUGUACUGGUGGUCAUUGCCUACACCAUUCCCCGAGAGGCUAAGGUCAACCCAGACCUGGUGUCAGCUCGUCAGAUGGAGAAACUGGAGAUGUAUUACACACAACUGGGCUCGCACCUCGACAAGUGUAUCAUAGCAGGCCUGGGACUGUUGACUCUAGGGGGAAUGCUCUUGUCCAUCUUGCUAAUGGUGUCCAUAUGCAAAGGUGAGCUGUACCACCGGAGAACAUUUUUCCAACCCAGGAAAACAUACGGGUCGAUUCACCUCCGGAUGAGACAGUUGGGCGAGGGGGAAGAAUCUCUGUUUGAAUGUGAACUUAGCCACACUGGCACCACAGCUCUAGCCACUAGCCCUACAGAUGGAACACAGGUGCACAGUGGCACCCAACAGGAGUAGCACAAUAUGAGCACGUUUCUAUCCACAGACCUAUUUCAAGGGUUGUAAUCAUUACUUAACGGGCUUUGUAAAAAAGUGAAGCCAGCAAGGUAAGCCGACUGUGGUUAAGACUAUGUAAGAGCACAUUUGGAAAUGCACAUCAUGUAUUGUUAGAUGUAGGAUCAAGUCAGAGACUGAAAUAGAUAGGCUAUGAAAAGCACAAUGGGCACCCUUGAGGAAUGAAUAGGAUAGGCUAACUUGACAUGCAAGUUGCAGGAUAGGCUACCUUGACAUCGGACUCUUUAUGAAUCGAAUAUACAGUAUGUCUGGAUAUCAUAUCAUUAAUGAACAAAACGUAUAGACCUACAAAUGUUAUUUACAUGACAUUUUAGUCAUUAGGAGACACUCUUAUCCAGAGUGACUUACAGCAGUGAGUGCAGACAUUUCCGUAUUUGUUCCCCAUGGGAAUCAAACCCACAACCCUGGCAUUGCAAGUGCCAUGCUCUACCAACUGAGCCACACGGGACAUUAUUAUCAUGUAAGGAUACAAUAUGCCUUAAAAGUAGUCACUGUAAACAUACCAAGCUCCUGUGAGCCAAUAAGCCAAGGUAAAUAUGUAGCAACUAACUGGAACCACUUAAUCUAUUGGAUUUUUAUUAUAGCGUGAUCUUGGUAAGAAUAUACAGCAGCACAAACAAACAAAAAUCCAAGCAAGUGAAAUAUUUAGAUUUGCAUUAGAGGCUUUUGGACAGGUUUUUGAUUAACUUUUAAAAAACGAUGAUUUUAUUUCAUAAUGAUGUAGAAAUAUAUAUCAAAUUUGGAAAACUAGAAACAACUUUUACAUCAGAAUGUGUUAAGGGGAGCAUGUCUGCACAAUCAUCCCAGUGGUUUGGACAAAUCUAGCCUUUAUCUUUAUAGAAAUAGGUAUUAGGUGAAUAAUAGAUAAGUAAAGAAAUAAAAGACAGUGAAAAAUAACAGUAGCGAGGCUAUAUACAGUAGCGAGGCUAUAUACAGUAGCGAGGCUAUAUACAGGCACUGCUUAGUCAGGCUAAUUGAGGUAGUAUGUACAUGUAGGUAUAGUUAAAGUGAUAUGAUACGUGGAGAGUAGUAGUAGCGUAAAAGAGGGGGUGGUGGGUGCGCGCACACAAUGCAGAGUCAGAGUGCUUUAGUUGACAUUUGGCAAACUCCAAGCAGGCUGUCGUGUGCCUUUACUGAGGAGUGGCUUACGUUUGGCCACUCUACCAUAAAGGCCUGAUUGGUGGAGUGCUGCAGAGAUGGUUUGUACUUCUGGAAGGUUCUCUCAUCUCUAGAGGAACUCUGGAGCGCUGUCAGAGUGACCAUUGGGUUCUUGGUCACCUCCCUGACCAAGGGCCUUUUGCCCCGAUUGCUCAGUGUGGCCAGGCAGUCAGCUCUAGGAAAAGUAUUGGUGGUUCCAAACUUCUUCCAUUUAAGAAUGAAGGAUGAACAAUGGAAACCGGAUGCACCUGAGC